AUCAGUGUGCUGGCAGAAGACUAUGGCAAGGCGAUCCAGGCAGCGGAGUGCAUGUUUAAGCUCAAGCCUCCCAAUUGGUACUUAAAGUCCACCAUCGGCAACAUCAUGCUCAUCAAUAGGUUCAGGAAGCGAUCAGAAGACAAUGAGCCAACUCCAGAAGAGAACAUCUUCAAUUUCUGGAUUGACUACUUUGUGGAGGGCACCAAGACAGAGUUGGGGGAUGUUAUCCGCUUCCCGAUUCUGAUAUUGGAACCAACGGGGAUGUACCAGCCAAGUUAUUAUUUGCCCAGCUAUGUGACUGUCAACCUUGGAGCUGAAGAGAAAAGCAUCCAGCUCUCAAAUCUCUGCAUUGACAGAAUGAAGGGAAUAUGUAGACGUGUUCAUGAGUGGCUCUUCACAGCCAGCAGCAUCAAGUCAAUAACGUUGUACAAACGGGAUGAGCGUGCAGUGUUCCUAUAUGUGCAAGAAAACUCCGAUGACUUCCAGAUGUUCUUCCCAUCAGAGCAGUGCCGACAGAUCUUCUUCCGAUUGGUGCUAGAGCUGACAGCCAACCAGAAGGGGACUGUCAUGGACCUGGAAGCAGAGUUCUCCUCCGGGCCCAUUCAGUAUGAAUACGAAUUAGAAGAUAGUGGAAAGCGCCUUAUACUAGGAAAAGGUACAUAUGGUGUAGUGUAUGCAGCAAGAGAUCUGAACACACAAGUCAGAAUUGCUGUGAAGGAAGUCCCAGAGAAAAAUAUAGGGGAAGUCCAACCUUUGCAUGAAGAAAUCAAGCUCCACUCUGAGCUCCGCCACCGUAACAUUGUGCAGUACCUCGGGACAGUGUCGGAAGAUGGUUUCUUCAAGAUCUUCAUGGAGCAGGUUCCGGGAGGGUCUCUCUCUGCUUUGCUUCGGUCAAAGUGGGGGCCCCUCAAGGAAAACGAAGCAACUAUUGCCUACUACACAAAGCAGAUCCUGGAAGGCUUGAAGUAUCUGCAUGAUCAGAAAAUAGUUCAUAGGGAUAUUAAAGGUGAUAAUGUUCUAGUCAAUACUUACACGGGAGUUGUCAAGAUCUCAGACUUUGGUACCUCAAAACGUCUGGCUGGAGUGUGCUUGAGCACAGAGACCUUCACAGGCACCUUACAGUACAUGGCUCCAGAAGUCAUUGACAAGGGAGCCAGAGGAUAUGGAGCUCCAGCAGAUAUCUGGUCACUCGGCUGCACAAUUGUGGAAAUGGCAACAGGGAAACCUCCUUUCAUAGAGCUUGGCUCUCCUGAGGCAGCCAUGUUCAAGGUUGGCUUAUACAAGAUGCACCCAGACAUCCCAGAACAACUGAGUGAAAAGGCGCACAGCUUCAUCCUGCGCUGCUUUGAGCCCGACCCCAAUAAGAGGGCGACUGCGGCCCAGCUGCUAGAAGACCCGUUCCUGACUGAGUACGACACAUUGGGAAGGAAGAAGAAAGGCAUGCGGCUGACAAACCAGCAGGAAUUCUCUCGCAGCGUGUCUGUCCCAGCAGACCGCAGCAUCCGGCAGCAUGGGGAUAAAUGCCGUCUGGCCAGCUCUCCUGACGAUGGCCUAGAGUUCGGGUAUGGGUAUGGCUCCCGUUGCAACACAGCUGGCAGUCCCAGUGUCUCCCCAGCCUCCCCCUCCUCCUACCUCUCAUCUCUCUCAUACACCAGCUCAGUUAUGACUGGUUCUGAUCUCGACGAUGCUCUCAUGACCCGACGUUCCUCAAGCAGUGGUCUUCUCUCGCCCGAUGUGGAGUCACCAAGGACGGAUGGGGAGCAGGAUGGAUUCUACCUUCUGAAAAAAGAUUCUCAACGACGGACAACUCUCACCAAAGUGUUGGUUCAUGAUCAACAGAAAAUUGUUCAAAUUUGGUUCCAGCGUCUGCAGCAGGAACUAGGCAGUGCCAAGUUGUUACUCACUCAGGACCAGUUGGUGGUCAUAAUGGUUGGCCUGCGCGAGUACAUCCCGGAGCAGAAGAGAUUAGCCAUAGAGCAAGCUUUUGCAGCCCUCAAGAAUGAGACCGAAUUUGAGGAGACGGUGAAUCAGAUACAUUUAGCGCUUUACACUUUCCAAGAUGCUGUGAAUGAGGUUUUAAAGAGUCACAGCAUAAAACCUCACUGGAUGUUUGCCCUUGACAAUCUUGUGAGGAGCUCUGUUCACUGUGCCAUCACUGUUCUCUCUCCAGACCAUGAGAGCCUACUAGGUUCCCCAGAUGAGAACAUUGGCGUGUUGGGGGGGAGCCCUGGGAGACCACGGGAUGCCGUUGAGGAAGGCAGCACUUCAGGUGUUUCCACCAUCAACUCUACUAAGUCAGCCAAGCUGCUACAUGACUUCCACCACUCAAAGCAGUGCCACCAGCUGCAGGAGAAGUUCCAAGCAGCCAGGGCGGAGAAUCUCAGGUUUGUGAAAAGCUGUGGAUUGCUUGACCAUGAGAGCCUACUAGGUUCCCCAGAUGAGAACAUUGGCGUGUUGGGGGGGAGCCCUGGGAGACCACGGGAUGCCGUUGAGGAAGGCAGCACUUCAGGUGUUUCCACCAUCAACUCUACUAAGUCAGCCAAGCUGCUACAUGACUUCCACCACUCAAAGCAGUGCCACCAGCUGCAGGAGAAGUUCCAAGCAGCCAGGGCGGAGAAUCUCAGUACAUCAGGCCGAAUCACCGGCUCACCACACUUUGGCACGCUGCCGUGGCAUGCAGCCACACGCCACACUUUGAGCGCACAAUCGCCUGCUGGUACCAUGGGGUCCCAAUCAAGUGCUGAGACGGUGACUGGAGAGAGUAUUCCUGAGGAUGCUGCCUCCCCAUCGUUUGCCCACAAUCCUCACGAACCCCCCAUGAUCCACGUGUCCUCUCGCAACAUCGAUAUGGAGUUGGUUGCUUGGCUUCAGGCACUGUCAAUUGAUCGUGAUGUUAUCGAUAAGUUUCUAGCUGAGGACUAUACCAAAGAUGAUGUUCUUCUCUGGAUGACUAGAGAUGACCUCAGGAGAAUGCAGAUGAGAGGGGGAGUGGAAUUGCGCAUCUGGCGUAAUGUGGUGCAGUACCGCCAUUCUCAGGGCCUGCCAGUCAAUCCCGAAGAGCCCACUGCAUCUUGCAACACCCCCAAAUCAAGCUCCUCUGACUCAAAAUCCCGUUCAACCAAGUUAUGAAAGAGGGUUGUGUGCCUGUGCUGGUGGUGAAACAGUCGCAGGUUCUUGUGGGAAAAUUAAGGAAGGAUUUUUGCAGGAGGCCCAUUAAUACCUCCUGCAUUUUUUUUUAGGCUUUUUUGGGUUGAGAGAAAAUAUAGUAUUCUGAUUUAGCAUUGUUAGUAACGAUAUUAAAAAAAUAUAUAAUGAAGGUAACUUUAAUGAGCUUCUUCAACAGUGCAUUCAGUAAACUUCUUGAGCACACAAUUUAAGGAGCAGGAGCCGCCAGGGGAUAUAUAAUGCAUUACUUUUGAUUAAUUGCACUAAUUGCAUAUCCUCAACCUCUAGCAUUGGGUCAGAGGGUCACAUGGAGUCAGAUAUAAUUUGCUUCAUAUGGUGCUAACAGUACAUAGUGUUUAUGGCAGUUUCAAUAACUGUGUGAGUUUCUGUGUGCAAGAACCUGAGGAUGUAUGUGUUUUCUCUUUGUGUGCGUGUGUUUUGUUUUCCUUUGCUUGCUUAUAAUACAUGGUGCUGGAUAUGCCUGACAGAGUUUUGGCAUUGGUUAUGUGUUAAUUUUUGAAUGUCAUCAUAUGUGUUAGUUUUACAGGAUAGAAGAAAGUCUAUGGAGAAAAUAACUGAAAAUUUACUUUAUUUAUGGGGAUAAGAAGGAAGGAUGCAGCUUGCAUUUGAUCAAUUGAACAAAUCUCAUAUAUAAAGAUAAUCUUUCCAUUACUCUGAUAAUACUUCAGGGAACGUUGCAUGUUCUUUUUCAUUUGCUGUUUGAUGUGAAAAUUGUAAAAAUAAAAGCCUUAAAGUAAAUGAUAAGCACAUUUUGUAUAUGGAUUGGGUAUAGGCAUUUUAUCUCAUCAAAUCAUGAAAGAUGUGAAAUUUUAGUUCUUUGCAAAUGAAGAUUUAUAUUUUGAUGUUUUGUGUUUUGAUAUAUAUAUAGAUAUAUAUUGUAUAUAGGACAGAGAGAGAAACAAAAGAAAGAUGGAUAUAUAGAUAUAUAUAUUAUUAUACAAUAUUAGAUUAUGCAAUAUUAGAUUAGAUCUGGCUCCAUAUGAACACAGUAAUGGCCACUAAUCUACAAUAGUAUUUUUAUAAUAUAGUAACCAGUAAUUGAAUGAUACUGUGUUUGCCCUAGCUUGGGGUUAUCAUAAGGUGGAGGAAAAAUGUUGAUAAAACAUUUCAACCAUAACACCAAGCCCCUUCCGUGAUAUGUGACGAUCUGACUUGGAGACAGUAAUGCUUCAGGGUUGCAGUUUUAGCAUGUCUGUCCCUGGAAUAAAGAUGGUGAAAAAUUGAAGGAUAUCAGCUAGUACUGGUUUUCUUCUUUUUAGGUUAUAUUUAAAGUAAUUGGUAAAGAACAGCUUAUUUGCUUUCCCAAACCAACACUGCCAAGGUUCUUCCUUAAUUAGAUACACAGAGGUUAGCUGUGGAAACUCAUUUCCUUUGAGACAGUAUGUCUGAUAGGUAGUUAUAUUAGUACAUAUUAAUAAUGGAUGCGAUUCAUGUUGCUGGUUUUAUUGUAUUGGGAAAAUAGAUGGAAUGUCAAAGGGUGUUAUCAUGAAUAUUUUUCUGUUUUACAAAAAAAAAAAAAAAAAUUAAGGAAGGUUUUCCAUUGUGUGGAUCCUAAAUUGACUAACAUCUGCAACAAAAAACUUAGUAUUGUUUUGAUUAGGAAAUGUUUGAAAAAGUGAAGGGCAGUUGUCUCUUGUGUGUGUGUGUGUGUGCGUGUUUUCCUUUUCUUUCUUCUUCUUCUUUUCUUUUUUUUACGCAAAGAAGUUUAAAUUUUGUGUGUGUAGUUAUAGUUCUUUAGAUUACUAUUCUUUACUUUCUAGCAAGAAGCUUGUACAUAGACAUUAUUCUCAUGAGGUAUCUUGUGGUACAUUUGAUAUUUUCUUUGGCAAUUUCUUGGGACAAGACUGAUUCCUAGGCUCACUUCUCAUCAAGUGAGUACCAUUGAAGAUUUGCAAGUGGCAAGCCUUGCCCGCUCCUUUCAUUGGUGUCCUCCCUCUAGUGCUGUGAUUAUUGGACAGUGUUGAUUCCUCAAUACUUCACAGUUCCUGACAAUAUGUGCUUUAUUAGUCAUUGCCUUUUAUUUUCUGUAAGGUGAGGAGGGAAUAGGUCUAUAUGAUUUUUUUUUUUUUUUU
Messenger RNA from Penaeus indicus, 5258 nucleotides. Its product is annotated as mitogen-activated protein kinase kinase kinase 5-like. The transcript is spliced from 22 exons. The record is from RefSeq and is a predicted model, not a curated record. Lineage: Eukaryota; Metazoa; Arthropoda; Malacostraca; Decapoda; Penaeidae. Gene Ontology annotation, biological process: MAPK cascade; protein phosphorylation. The annotation marks the transcript as partial. Gene Ontology annotation, molecular function: protein kinase activity; ATP binding.